AUGGUUCUUAUUGAAUAUAAAGGGAAAAAUAGAUUUAAAAAAGAUGUGAAUAUAUAUUGGAAUUAUAUUUAUACUUUAAUAUAUCUAAAAAAAUAUCUUUACUUUUCUAAUUUUGUGUUUAUUUUCUUUUGCUUAGUUGAUUUUAUUAUGUAUUUAUUUGCUUUAAAAAUGAAUUAUAUUUCAAAAAAUGAAAUCUUAAAUAACAAAAUAUUUUGGAUUUUUGAAAAAAAAGAAUUAUGA
This is a messenger RNA of Pneumocystis murina B123, 240 nucleotides long. RefSeq lists its product as hypothetical. The record is from RefSeq and is a predicted model, not a curated record. Lineage: Eukaryota; Fungi; Ascomycota; Pneumocystomycetes; Pneumocystales; Pneumocystaceae. The coding region runs from base 1 to 240 and encodes 79 amino acids. The transcript has 9 exons.